AUGUGUCGGGGUGAAGUUCGAGAUGUCCACGUCAAACGCUUGCGGUUCUACGCCGAUGCCGCUCUCGAGAUCACGGCCGAGUUGAAUGACGAUUUUCAGCAUGCUUUCACGCAGGGGGCGUUCGAGAUGGCAGCGAUCGUGGACGUGUCCGAGUCGGAAGAUGGCCCUGGGUUUGAUGUAGAAGUGGAGUGGGUUGGUUUCGAUAAGGAUGAGAACAUCUGGGAAGAGCUGUCGAAGAUCUGA
Molecule: messenger RNA, 243 nt
Organism: Ectocarpus sp. CCAP 1310/34
Lineage: Eukaryota; Phaeophyceae; Ectocarpales; Ectocarpaceae
Source: the annotation of a GenBank genome assembly